UAUCCUGUAGUUGUUUUUCCCUCCACGUAGCUGAGUCAGCAUGGAUGGACAUACCAUGCAACUUUUGAAUCUUCACUGUCGCACCGGAGCACUAACUGAUUAAGUGUUUGAAGAAUGGACAGCAGCCACCAGGAGGAAGUAACAUGCAGCCAGGAACCAGAGUUCACCGGACCUGCGUCGUCCAAAGAGAAGAAGAUCAUCUACUUCUCCAGCGGUGAAACCAUGGAGGAGGACAGUGAGGAAGAAGAGGAGGAGGAGGAGUCCUUAAGCACAGCCCCUUUCAGGGAAACCGCAGAGAAGACUAGGAUCUCAUUCAGAAAGCUGGCCUUUCUCGUUGGGAGGAUUUCACUGCUGACUUGUGAUUUCCUUGGAGAGAGACUUGCUGGUGCACUUGGACUGAAUGCUGCCAAAUACCAGUAUGCUGUAGAUCAAUAUCAGCGUGAUCACAAGAAACCAAGCAGCAAAGCCCCAGGUGGCGUCAUGGAGGGACGUGGAGAGAUGAUCCACCUCUCUGCUCGACAGGAUCAGAGUCAUUAUGGAGCUACAGGCGAAGCAAGAUUCUCAGAUGAUAACCACACAAACCGAAAAGAUGGAUACCACAACAGAAGCUAUCAAGCAGACGAGGAUUGUUUGAAAUAAAACGAGGAGAAUGAAGCAAA
Solea solea (common sole) is the source of this 659-nucleotide messenger RNA. Its product is annotated as protein FAM177A1. The transcript has 5 exons. The record is from RefSeq and is a predicted model, not a curated record. The coding region runs from base 115 to 639 and encodes 174 amino acids. NCBI's taxonomy places the organism in Eukaryota, Metazoa, Chordata, Actinopteri, Pleuronectiformes, Soleidae.